This is a messenger RNA of Fragaria vesca subsp. vesca, 1653 nucleotides long. RefSeq names its product adipocyte plasma membrane-associated protein-like. Gene Ontology annotation, biological process: biosynthetic process. The transcript has 4 exons. Lineage: Eukaryota; Viridiplantae; Streptophyta; Magnoliopsida; Rosales; Rosaceae. Bases 30 to 1211 code for a protein of 393 amino acids. The record is from RefSeq and is a predicted model, not a curated record. Gene Ontology annotation, molecular function: strictosidine synthase activity.
CCGAGUCAAUCACCUCCAUAACUCACGUAAUGUCCGAGUCAAGCGCCCAAGACUCACUUUCCUCUGCAACCCAAGCCGUUAGAAGAUCAACAUCUUCAUCAUGGCCUCUGAACUUUCUCCUCUUCUCCAUACUAGUUCCGGUGGCGGUAGCUCUGCUAGUCCUCUACCAGCUCGACCCGUUCGACCCCGCUCCUCUGCCGCUUCAUGAGAUAAGCCACCGAAUCGCGGCUGCGCCAAGGCGUAAUGAUCAGAUGCUCAAAGGGUCGGAGUUUAUAGGUGUUGGGGUUCUAGCGGGGCCGGAAGACGUUGCUUAUGACUCAAAGUCGGGGGUCAUAUACACUGGCUGUGCUGACGGGUGGGUCAAGCGAGUCACGUUGAACGAGUCGGUUGCUGACUCGGUGGUGGAGAACUGGGUUAACACCGGCGGGAGACCACUCGGACUCGCUCACGGCCAUAACGGUGACCUUUUGGUAGCGGACACAGAAAAGGGACUACUGAGAACAAGUGAGGCUGGAGAAGUGGAGCUGCUGACUGAUGAGGCUGAGGGUGUAAAAUUCAAGCUAACAGAUGCUGUAGACGUAGCAAAAGAUGGCAUGAUUUACUUCACAGAUGCUUCGUAUAAAUACAGCUUCCAUGACUUCAUUUGGGACAUUUUGGAGGGCAGACCCCAUGGAAGAUUACUCAGUUAUGAUCCAACAACCAAAGAGACGAAAGUGCUAGUCCCCGACCUCUACUUUGCUAAUGGAGUUGCAGUCUCUCCGGAUCAGAAGUUUGUGAUCUUCUGUGAAACUGUCAUGAGAAGAUGUAAAAAGUACUACCUGCAAGGCGAGAAGAAGGGACACGUAGAGAACUUCAUCGACAGCUUGCCGGGCACCCCUGAUAAUAUCCGAUAUGAUGGGGAAGGCCAUUACUGGAUUGGAUUGGCUACGGAGAUUACAGUUUCUUGGGAUCUAGCACUUAGGUACCCUUUUAUUCGAAAAUGGCUGGCAAUCAUGGAGAAGUAUACAGCAGGCAAACCACAUAUGGAGAAAAAUUCUGGUGUAAUGGCUGUUAAUCUGGAAGGGGAACCUAUUGACCACUACUCUGAUCCAGGGUUAUCACUCAUUUCAAGUGGGAUCAAGAUUGGAAAUUACCUGUACUGCGGUUCAAUUGUAUAUCCAUACAUUAUCCGCUUCGAUCUGGAACAUCAUCCUGCACAGGCCACUACAUAAGCACCCAAAAAGACUAGUGCAUUUCCCUUUGAUGUGUAACUAUUCACUUGUGCUAUGUUCAUAGCUACAACUUCCCUCUAUAAGACUUAUUAUUUAUAGUUCCUUCCUUCAAGAGAGGCUGCCCAACACCUUUGCUUUUUCUCUGAGAAUGAACUUUUGUAUCUUUCCUGUUGAAGUCUUUGGUAUAUCAUCGAAAAUGACUGUCCGGGGAGCCAUGUAAUGAGGCAUAUGAUAGCGGCAGAACUCAAUUAGUUCUUGUGCAUCCACAUCAAAGCCCUCCUUCAAUUUCACAAAUGCACAGGGAGUUUGCCCCCAAUGAUUAUCUGGCCUUGCAACAACUGCAGCCUCAAGAACUGCUGGAUGGCUAAACAGAACUGUUUCAACCUCAACUGUGCUUAUGUUCUCACCCCCAGAUAUAAUCACAUCCUUCAACCGGUCCUUG